Messenger RNA from Syngnathoides biaculeatus (alligator pipefish), 1846 nucleotides. It is a transcript of the gene zdhhc2, whose product is annotated as zinc finger DHHC-type palmitoyltransferase 2. The record is from RefSeq and is a predicted model, not a curated record. The coding region runs from base 120 to 1220 and encodes 366 amino acids. Gene Ontology annotation, molecular function: protein-cysteine S-palmitoyltransferase activity. The transcript has 13 exons. Gene Ontology annotation, biological process: peptidyl-L-cysteine S-palmitoylation; protein targeting to membrane. Gene Ontology annotation, cellular component: Golgi apparatus; endoplasmic reticulum. NCBI's taxonomy places the organism in Eukaryota, Metazoa, Chordata, Actinopteri, Syngnathiformes, Syngnathidae.
CCGAAGAGACGAUGCACGUGCACUGACACUCCUCAGGGAGAUAGCGAGACGCCCGUGCACACCGGAGAGCAAACGCACGCACACGUGAACCCACAUUGGGUAUGAUCCGCUCCUAGACUAUGGCACCGUCAGGUUCGCGGAAUGUCAAACGGCGCUGUAAGAGAGUUUUCUACUGGAUCCCGGUCCUAUUCAUCGGACUCAUAGUGGCAUGGUCGUACUACGCCUUCGUCGUGCAGCUUUGUUUGGUUUCAGUAGAAGACACGUGGGAGAAGGUUGUCUAUUUAAUGGUGUACCAUGUAAUCUUCAUCAUGUUUAUUUGGGCUUACUGGCAAACCAUCUUCACCAAGCCCAUGAAUCCUCUGAGGGAGUUCUGCCUGUCUUACUCGGACAAAGAGCUGCUGGAGCGUGAAGACCGGGGUGAGUCUCAGCAGGAGAUACUGAGGAGAAUAGCUAAGGAGCUGCCUAUCUACACACGCACCAACUCUGGAGCAAUCCGUUUCUGUGACCGCUGCCAGCUGCUGAAGCCUGAUCGAUGUCACCAUUGUUCAGUUUGUGAUAAGUGCAUCCUAAAGAUGGAUCAUCACUGUCCCUGGGUGAACAACUGUGUGGGAUUCUCCAACUAUAAAUCCUUUAUGCUGUUUUUGGCAUACUCACUACUGUAUUGCCUUUUUAUAACCGCUACAGACCUUCAAUACUUCAUUAAGUUUUGGAUGAAUGGCUUUCCCGACACUCAGGCCAAGUUCCACAUCCUGUUCCUCUUCUUCUCUGCCUCCAUGUUCUCAGUCAGCCUCGCUUCGCUUUUCAUCUAUCACUGCUGGCUUGUCUUCAAGAACAGAUCCACUCUUGAGGCGGUUCGUGCGCCAGUGUUUCGUCAUGGUACAGACAAGAACGGUUUCAGUCUGGGAUCCAGUAAGAAUUUCCGCCAAGUGUUUGGUGAUGAAGCUAAAUACUGGCCUUUUCCGAUUUUCUCCAGUUUAGGGGAUGGGUGCUCUUUCCCAACAUGCCUGGUGAAUAUUGACCCUGAGCAACCCUCUUCGCCUACCAGCUACAACCCUGCACAAAAAAGCACUGCAGAGGUUCGCCAAUUCCCUUUCAAAUCAGUGAGGGAGAGUCAAAGCCGGUUGCUGAGCAGUACCGCUUCUUGGACCGAAAGUGACAUUGCGGCAGAUGAGAAGAAUGGUACAAAUAAUCCACUGAUGACGACAGAAAAUGAAGCAUAGGGACACAGAGCUUCUGUUGAGAAGUGUCAGUGCCGCUCCCUUCUCAGUGGGAUGUGUAGCAAUGGUGACAUAACUAGUGCAUUUGCCUGACGUCUCAACAGUGUUAACUUCAAUGUCGGCAGCAUGCCAUGUUGCUCUCUGAAAGGACUUUUGUAGUAAAGUGUGACAAUUCUCAGUUUGCAUUCCAACAAUCUUGAUAUCCUUUUGAUGUAUGUGAGAAAGCAUGGAGAGGUGGGAGAGAUGUGCACUUGUUUAUUUUGUGUUGUUUUUCAUCGUGUGGCAUAUUCCGAAGGUAUAUACAGCACAGUAUGAUUUCAGAAGUUUGGAAAAUGUUUGCAUAUCAAAAGUAGAUAACCGCGUAUCAUAGGCGGCGGCAGCAGGAAUGAGAACCCUUGCAUGUUUUCAUCGCAGGAGCUCAAAAGAUAUGUAUCUUAAUGGCAACUUUGGAAACAACAACUUCCAGUAGUAAAGUCAUGAUAGCAUGAAUAAGGGCUAUUCAGAUGUGAGUGUAUGACCCCACUCCACCUAACGGUCAAGAUUUGUUAAAGUCAAGGCCUGGUGCCCAGAUUCACAUCAGUUUGCGUGGCUGAUUACAGUAAUUAUUCCAUGUUUCUUUUUAAAUAAAU